UCAGCGUCGAGUAAAAAAAUGGCGUCGGUAAGGCACAGAGAAGUCCGAGCCGAUCGCCUCACCGCCCGUAAACACGUCCGCUACGGACACCGCGAGGACUAAUUGAGCGGUGGGCGCUGACGGGUGUCGUUUCUGCGGGUAUUUUCGAGAUGUUGGUACGUCUGUCUAGCUUUAUCACUGCUUGUUUUGGGCCAGAGAGUCGCCACUGCCUCGGGAAAGCUCAUUAGCUUCAAGUUGGCUAGUCGUGUAGCUUCAUCUUCCAUGAAGCCUCAGCCAGCAGACUUCACACUCUUGGAUUCUUUCCUUCCAUUUAACUCCUUUUCCCGCCUACCGACACGACCAAUUAUGCGUUAACUGGAUUAAAAAACAAAAGUCACUUGUAGCGCUGGAGUGAUAGAAAGAGGGCCAGUCUGGCAUUGCGACAUUGUCGAGCCGGAGUCACUUGGCCGUCAUGUAUUUCCUCACCGGCUGGCCACGGAGGCUGCUUUGUCCGCUGCGGAGUGCGGAGGAGCCCUUCCACAUCCAGCCCAGCUCGCAGCGGUUCUACUUCGCUCUGCUUUCCGACACGCAGCUCAGCAUCUGGUUCAGUCGGCCCAGUGUUUUGAUUGUGAGCUACAUUGACUCUGCCAAGGCAAUAGCACAGUUUGGCUUCUACCAGAGGGCAGAAUGGAAACCCGACGACUCCAUGAUUGCCGUGGCGACCGCCAAAGGCUACAUCCUCCUGUUCUCUGUGCUCGGCGGUGGGGAUGACAAGUACCUCUACGAGCCAGUCUACCCAAAGGGGAGCCCUCGCGUGAAGGUAACACCGGGUUUGAAGGAGGAGCAGUGUGCCCCUGCUUUGUCACUCGAGAUAAAGAAGCCUGUUGAUCUGGAGGCCCCCAUCACCAGUCUACAGUCCCUCCAUGAGGAGCUGCUGGUGUGCACGGCAGACGGCUACCUCCACGUGUUGCACUGGGACGGGCUCGGCGGCAACGGACGCAAGGCCAUCUGCCUCACCACCAUCCCCUUCUCUCUAGACCUCCAGUCUGCUCGAGGUGGCCCGUCCCUGGACCUGGAAGGUGUUCACAUCCGCUGCAUGGAGUACUGCGAGACCCUGGACGGCUUUGCUGUGGUACUGAGUGAUGGACGCCUGGGCUUCAUCACGCCCCUAAGCAGCAGCAUCACUGCGGAUCAACUGCAGGGCGUCUGGGCCGCAGAUGUGAGCGAUGGCACAUGCCUGGCCGUCAACAACAAGUACAGACUGAUGGCAUUUGGGUGCGCAAGCGGCUCAGUGCUGGUCUACAUGAUUGACACGGCAACCGGAUCUAUGCAGCUCUCCCACAAGCUGGAGCUCACCCCAAAACACUACCCAGACAUCUACAACAAGACGGGUCCGGUCAAGCUCAUAUGCUGGUCCCCCGACUAUAGCGUUGCCAUGGUUACGUGGGAGUGUGGCGGCCUGUCGCUGUGGAGCGUCUUUGGAGCUCAACUCAUCUGCACGCUCGGAGAGGACUUUGCGUAUCGCUCCGAUGGCACCAAGAAGGAUCCCCUUAAAAUCAGCUCUAUGAGCUGGGGUGCGGAGGGCUACCAUCUGUGGGUGCUGCACACCAAACGCGUAAAGAUUAAGCAGGAGGAGGCGCAGCAAGAAGAGGAGACCGUGUCACCUCCACCAUCUUCCCUGCAGGCGGGCAUCCUACAGUUCCACUUCAUCAAGAGCGCCCUCACGGUCAACCCAUGCACGAGUAACCAGGAGCAAGUGCUUCUGCAUGGCGAGGACCGCCUUUACCUGACCUGCGGCGACCCGGCGCAGGCGCACAACAGCUCUGAGACGCAACAGCACUCACGCUUGCACCUGCACGACGGAAGCCCACCGCACCACCACCACCACCCGGACUCCUCGCUCUCUCAGGGACUCAGCACUUUACUGGGACACAAGCACUGGCAUGUGGUCCAGAUUCAUAGCACAUACCUCGAGAGUAACUGGCCUAUACGGUUUGCAGCCAUCAACACAGCUGGGCAGUGCAUGGCUGUAGCAGGGCGACGUGGCUUUGCACACUACUCUUUGUUCACAAGGAAGUGGAAACUCUUUGGAAACAUCACUCAGGAGCAGAACAUGACGGUGACAGGUGGUCUGGCGUGGUGGAACGACUUUGUGGUGGUGGCCUGUUACAAUUUCAUAGACCAGCAAGAGGAGCUGAGGCUAUAUCAGCGCUCGUCCAACCUGGACAACGCCUUCGCCUCGGUCACCAAGCUGCAAUCCGACACGCUGCUGCUCAACGUUUUCCGAGACAUGGUCAUCUUGUUCAGAGCCGACUGCUCCAUCUGCCUCUAUAGCAUAGAGAGGAGGAGCGACGGUCCAAAACCGACCGUCAGUGUGGAGCUGCUGCAGGAAGUCUCCAUGUCGCGCUACAUCCCUCAUCCUGCUUUGGUGGUCUCUGUCACGCUCACAUCAGUGCGCACGGAGACCGGCAUCACGCUGAAAGCCCCGCAGCAGGCCUGCAUGGCAGAGAGCAUCAUGUUGAAUCUAGCUGGUCAGUUAAUAAUGCUACAGAGGGAUCGUUCAGGACCGCAGGUACGGGAGAAAGAGACCCCUGCCAACAGCAAGAAGCUGCUACCCUUCUGCCCCCCGGUGGUCCUCGCCCAGUGCGUGGAGAACGUCUGGACCACCUGCCGCUCGGACAGGAAAAAGCGCCACCUCCUGGAGGCCCUGUGGCUCUCCUGCGGCGAGGCGGGCAUGAAGGUGUGGAUGCCGCUCUUCCCCCGUGACCACCGCAAGCCCCACUCCUUCCUCUCCAGGCGCAUCAUGUUGCCCUUUUACAUCAACAUCUACCCGCUGGCCGUGCUGUUCGAGGACGCCCUGGUGCUUGGCGCCACCAACGAGACGGUGCUGUACGACGGGAUGCAAGGUUCCUCAGAGCCACUGGAGGUGCUGUUUCCUUUCUGCACCGUGGAGAGGACUUCGCAGAUUUACCUGCAUCACAUCCUGAGACAACUGCUGGUUCGCAAUCUGGGGGAGCAGGCUUUGAUGCUGGCCCAAUCAUGCGCCUCCCUCCCUUACUUCCCUCACGUCAUGGAGCUCAUGGUCCACGUGGUCCUGGAGGAGGAGGCCACCUCUCGGGAGCCCAUCCCCGACCCACUGCUGCCCACCGUGGCCAAGUUCAUCACCGAGUUCCCGCUUUUCCUCCAGACCAUCGUGCACUGCGCCCGCAAGACGGAGUACGCCCUGUGGAACUACCUGUUUGCUGCCGUGGGGAACCCCAAGGAUCUGUUCGAGGAGUGCCUAAUGGCUCAAGAUCUGGACACGGCGGCCUCCUACUUGAUCAUCCUGCAGAACAUGGAGGUUCCGGCCGUGAGCAGACAGCACGCCACGCUGCUCUUCAACACGGCGCUCGAGCAGAGCAAGUGGGACCUCUGUCGUCACAUGAUCCGCUUCCUGAAAGCCAUCGGCUCGGGGGAAACGGAGACUCCGCCCCCAACCCCCACCACACAGGAGCCCAGCUCUACCGGCGGCUUCGAGUUCUUCCGGAAUCGCAGCAUCAGUUUGUCUCAGUCUGCAGAUUCCGUCACGGUGGGCAAGUUCAGCCUGCAGAAGACCUUCAGCAUGCCAACUGGGCCUUCAAGUAAAGGGCGUGACGGCGAAUGUGCGGAGAACAUGUACAUUGACAUGAUGCUAUGGCGCCACGCACGCCGCCUCCUGGAGCAGGUCCGCCUCCGAGACCUGGGCUGCUUCUCCGCACAACUGGGAUUUGAGCUCAUCGGUUGGUUGUGCCGCGAGAGGAACCGCGUGGCCCGCGUCGACGAUUAUGUCCUGGCCCUGAAGAGACUCCACAAGGACUUCCUCUGGCCUUUCCCGGUCAUUUCCGCGGGGAACGUCAGCUCGCCGCUGAAGAACGGACGCUGCCGUCCAGUGCUGAGCACACGGCUCCUCAAAUCCCAGUCGGCUGACAGCCUGCUGCACAUGGACACAGCUCCCCCGCCGCCGGGCCCCAGCAGCCACACCUGGAUGGACGGCCUCAGCCAGAGGAGCAAAGACAUGGACGCCGGCUCGUCCGCUAACUCCAACCGGCACUCCCCGCAGACGCACGACGCCUUCCUGUCGCUUCUCACCAACAAAGUUGAGGAGUACAGCAUCGGCUCAGCCACAGACCUGACCGAGAGCAGCUCGGUGGUGGACGGCGACUGGACGAUGGUGGACGAGAACUCUUCCACGCUGAGUCUGAGCCAGGCCGAGCUGGAGCACAUCUCCAUGGAGCUGGCCAACAAAGGGCCGCACAAGUCUCAGGUGCAGCUCAGGUACCUCCUGCACGUCUUCAUGGAGGCCGGCUGCCUGGAGUGGUGCGUUGUCAUCGGUUUGAUCCUGCGAGAAGCAAACGUCAUCAAGCAGGUCAUUGGUUUCCUUGACAGUCCUGAAGUUCCUGCGGAAACAACACAGAGCAUACGAAGUGGCCUGUUGUCUAUUGACACGUGGGCCUCCACUGACUGCCUGGGCUACAAACCCUUCCUCAGCCUGAUCCAGCCUCAUCUUCAGCAGCUCAUGAUGGCCUCCAUGGCGUCCGAGCAGGUGCAGCCCGAAGCCUUCCAGCCUUCCGCCUGCCAGAGCUCCAAGCUCGGCGCCGCAGAAGGAGGCCCGGGAGGCUCCGCCUCGGCUCGGCCCGAAGACAGCCGGUGCGCCGCUGCUCCUCUCGGACUGCUGGCGCUCCCGUCCCUGGAGCCCGCCGGUGGGUUUUUGAGGACGGCCCCCACCGAGGACCACCGGUCCCCGGAUCAGACAGAGGAAUUUGGCGAAGAGGAGGGGACCUAUGACUGCAUCUUAUCUUGAACCACCACCACCACCACCUCUGGACACCCUGGCUGGAUGCUUGAAAAUACACUUUGUGUGUGUGUGUGUGUGUGUGUGUGUGUGUGUGUGUGUGUGUGUGUGUGUGUGUGUGUGUGUGUGUGUGUGUGUGUGUGUGUGUGUGUGUGUGUGUGUGUGUGUGUGUGUUCUUGGACACCUUGGUAGGGGCAGGUUUUUUUGUGGGGACUUUUGUUAGACCUCAUAAGGAAAAUGUGUGUGUGUGUGUGUGUGUGUGUGUGUGUGUGUGUGUGUGUGUGUGUGUGUGUGUGUGUGUGUGUGUGUGUGUGUGUGUGUGUGUGUGUGUUUUGUCAUCUUCUUAGGGACGUUUUUUUUGUGUGGAGACAUUUCAACCAGUCCACUUAAGGAGAAUAUGACAAUGAGCUCAGAGUGUGUGUGUGUUGUCUUUGUAAGGCAACUUUUGAUCUCCCACCUUUUGUGAGGAAAUUUUGGAUGAUUCACUUGAGAAAACGGUACGUGUGUGUUUUGUGUUCUUUUGAAAGGUAAUUUUUGACAUCUCACCCUUGUGUGGCCAUUUUUUUGGAGUGGGGUGUUAGGCGGUAUGUGUUGUCUUUGUGGGGAAAUAAUUCUCUGCCAGGACUUUUUGGCUAGUCUGCACAAAGAAAAUGCUGGGUGUGUGUGUGUGUGUGUGUCUGUAGUUUUGUCUUUGUGUGGCAACUUUUGUCAUCCCACCCUUUUGAGACAAUUGUUUCCCUUUUGGGGACAUUUUGACUUGUCCACUAAAGGUAAAAUGCGACAAGUAUGCGCUCUUGUGAGGCGUCCUUUUCCAGCCCAACUUUGUGAGGACUGUUAUUGGCUGUGGGGACAAUUUUUGUAGUGGACAUUUUGGCUUUCCUCUGUGUCUCUUUGUAUUUUAUUACCGGUAAGUCAUUUGUUUAUUUGCGGUAUUUGUUUUUUGUUUUUUGGUAGACAUUUUGGCUUGUCCACACAAAAAAAUGCUAUUUGUGUGUGUGUGUGUGUGUGUGUGUGUGUGUGCGUGUGUGCGUGUGUGUGUGCCUGCGCGCGCAGGUACUUACUCCACUCAGUAUUACAUCCACCCUGCUUUGCAUAGCAGGAGGAAUUUCAGUCUUGACGGCUAAUCUAUUUUUUAAGGACAACAAAAAAAAAAAAGUGCCGUUACAGACAAAUAUUUUUUUUCUUUUCUUUUUCUCGCACUUUGUAUUUUUGGACAAGAAACAAAACGUGCGAGCCGUGCAGUGAGGAGACGUUUGAUACUUUCAUACCUCAUAUGGUUUUAAACUUAUUAUUUUUUCAAUGACACAAUAGGACGCUAUUUUUUUACACGAGAAAAUCAUGCUAUGAAUUCUUUAAAAAAGAUUUCUACAAUUUCAUUUCCCACAAUGCAUUGCUGGACUGCUUUUUUUUUUUUUUUUUUAAAUAUACCACAUUGUAUUGAGCAUGCAAUGACUUUUUAUUGUACUGGUCAACAUUAAUGUUAUUAUUAGGGUUAUUUAUUGGACUUAUAGCAUCAUUUCCUAAUUCAAUAGCUUGUUUUCAAUGUGCCGCGACACACUUUUAUUUGAGAAAAAAAAGUUCAUCCAGGUGGUAUAAAAGCGUCAGUAUUAUCUUGUGCAAUGUAUUGAAAUGUUACUCUGCUUUGUCUGUUUCCCUGCCAGCCCCUUUGCUUUAUUCUUUCUUCUUCUUUUUUUUUUUAAAUCGACCAAAAUGCAAAAUUGUGAGUGUGGGAUUCAAAACGUUUGUCAUGUUAGGUGCUGGGAGAAACGGUAACUUGAUGAACCAAAGACUUUUUAAGUCCGGUGGCCUUCUGUUUUUAUGAUUAUUAUUAUUAAUAUAAAAAAAAAAAAUACUCUCAUUGCUGUCAAUGACACUAAGAACUAACUCACCGGACACAACAUUAGGUACACCUGCAUCUCCAGAGCUCGCUGUGAGCAUCGUUAGACGGCACAGGUGUACCUAAUGAUGCGACUUGAGGUACUCUGGCGUUCAUUUAACAUGGACGCCGCAGCCCGCCACCAUCCCAAUGCAAUGUGUACAGUUGUAGAGCAGCACAUCCUCAUCACGCUGUGGAAACAAAACACGCUCUCUUGUACAUUUUUUCUACUCAUUUUUUUUCUCGCUUGUACAUACAGACCAAUAAAUUAUUUUUUAAAGAAA
Nerophis lumbriciformis (worm pipefish) is the source of this 6949-nucleotide messenger RNA. RefSeq names its product RIC1 homolog, RAB6A GEF complex partner 1 (gene ric1). Gene Ontology annotation, molecular function: protein binding. Gene Ontology annotation, cellular component: Ric1-Rgp1 guanyl-nucleotide exchange factor complex; cytosol; Golgi membrane. Gene Ontology annotation, biological process: retrograde transport, endosome to Golgi; intracellular protein transport. The record is from RefSeq and is a predicted model, not a curated record. NCBI's taxonomy places the organism in Eukaryota, Metazoa, Chordata, Actinopteri, Syngnathiformes, Syngnathidae.